AUGGCCGAUGAAGUAACGAAAAAAUUAGAAGAAACAUGCCGGCAAAAACUACUUUUUUACAUAACCGCCUUUUUUAUCCUUCUCGGAAUAUUCAGCUUGUUUGCUUUUUUAUUUCUCGUACCAUUCGUCAUUGAUCCUGCCUUCACGACAAUCUUCAUGCAAUUCGAAGAAAAACCAGCCGUGUGCGUGACGGUUUCGACGGUGACAAAUAGAGGAGCUUCCAAUUGCACGUGGAGUUCUUGCAAGGAAGGUUGCACAAAAGAACUUUACGAAUGUACCCAAAUAUUAGUCAAUUAUAAAUUCGACGAGGAAGCAGAAGAAGAAGAAGAGGUCAUCAUCGAUUCUUCGGAUUCCGACGUUAAAAACGAUGAUGAAUUACAAAGUAGUAGUAGGAGAAUAAGAAAAAGAUCUACUUUUCAUUACACUCUCUUCAAAAUGGCGGAAACUUACGAAUCGUUUUUCAAUCGAGAUAGAUAUAAUCAAAGGGAAACGAGAGCGAUACGAGAUGAUUACGAUUAUUUUACAAAUGAAAUAGAUGAUGUGGAUGAAGGUUUACAGGGAAAUAAUUCUGAUUGGUAUUACGUGAGAGCGAAAUUAUUUCCAAACGUGAAAGGCUGUGGUUAUCCUCCGAUAUUAAAUUGUAGCAUAUUUUUAAAAACUUAUAAAACAAUAGGAACAAAUUUUUCGUGUUAUUUUUCGAGAAUCGAUCCUAGUUUGGUCAUAAACGAAUUCGAUCUCGAUCAAGUUUAUUUGAAUUUGAUAUACGCUAUGGCAAUACCCAUACCUUCAUUUAUAAUAUCCGUCGUUUAUUUGACCAUUGCUUAUUUUGUCAUUUACGCCGAAGAACCACCUCCUAAACCUCGCAUUAUUAGUCCUUCUAUGUUGACUCCCGUACCGCCUCCGACGAGUGGAGCUUUGACGCCUGCAAGUGAGGUCUUCCGCGAAGAUCUGGCCAGUUUCGGUCACGAUUUUAAAGUUGCCAUGGCGGAUGAGGCUAGUAGAGAAAGUGUUGCUACUUGCAUCGAUGCCGUCCCUAAUUCUAAUUCCAAUUCGAACGGAUCUCAAGUAUUAUUUUUUAAAAAAAUGAUAAAAAAUUUUUUUUCUUAUUUGAAUUUUAGAAACUUGAUGAAAAUAAUGACAACGAGUAUCUCAACUCCUCCUGGGCCGAUAGCCGCGGUUUGA
This is a messenger RNA of Pediculus humanus corporis (human body louse), 1182 nucleotides long. RefSeq lists its product as uncharacterized. Gene Ontology annotation, molecular function: sodium channel regulator activity. The coding region runs from base 1 to 1182 and encodes 393 amino acids. NCBI's taxonomy places the organism in Eukaryota, Metazoa, Arthropoda, Insecta, Psocodea, Pediculidae. The transcript has 2 exons. The record is from RefSeq and is a predicted model, not a curated record. Gene Ontology annotation, biological process: regulation of sodium ion transport.